This is a messenger RNA of Acinonyx jubatus (cheetah), 6536 nucleotides long. It is a transcript of the gene RGS22, whose product is annotated as regulator of G protein signaling 22. The transcript has 28 exons. NCBI's taxonomy places the organism in Eukaryota, Metazoa, Chordata, Mammalia, Carnivora, Felidae. Gene Ontology annotation, molecular function: G-protein alpha-subunit binding. Gene Ontology annotation, biological process: regulation of signal transduction. The record is from RefSeq and is a predicted model, not a curated record. Bases 350 to 4123 code for a protein of 1257 amino acids.
CACCAAAUUUCCUGGACGGGGCGGCCGGGAUUUUGCUCGAGGGACCAGGCCCGAGUCGCGGUCCCCACAGGAACGAGGCCCGGCGAGUUGGGACCCUGCGCGGGGUCCCCCAGCCCCUGGCGGCGGCGCCCGCCCCCUGCCCCGGAGGAGGACGGGCUGCGGCGGCCCGCAUUGUCUCAGCUCCAUAGCAACUCAGCCGCGGCGGGGGCCACGCGCGCCGCUCUGCGUCGGCGUCCGCUCUGCGUCGGCGUCCGCUCCCGGCUCCCUCUCCCGGGGAGAGACGGGCGCUGCCCGGCGGUGGCGCCCUGAGGGCCCCGCGCGGGCGCCGGGCGCGGGCAACGGCGGCGGCAUGCCGGAGAAGCGGCUCACCGCGGAGCCACCAGAUAUUACAGAAGAAGAAUUUGAAGAUUCUUUGGCAACAGAUGAUUUCCUUGUGGACUACUUUAAUGAAUUCCUAAGCCUUCCAACCUUUUCAGAGGCAAUUAGAUUUAAUGCGGAUUAUGGAGUUUUUGAAGUAGUUAACAAUGCUCCACAACUUCUGGAAAAGCAACUGAAAAAAAUUCUACAAAACCAGCAACCUCGAAAUCCCAUCUAUGAUGUUGUAAGGAAAGGAAAGAAUGAUAUUAAACCUGUUCAAAUGAAUGCCCCCUAUGAAAAUGAGACCAUUAAUGUCAACUACAAUAUUAUGUGUCUCAGUCGUGAACAAGGUAUUAAGUGGAUCAAAAAAGAAAGACUUCCAGCAUUUCUGGAAAGUGAUUGCUACUUUGAAUACAGAUUAGCCAAAUUGGUCUCACAAGUACGAUGGAGCAGAUCAGGCAUGAACAUUACACUCGAUGCAGACUUUUCCCCCUGGGUCCUGAAAAAACCACCCAGUCCACCACCACCUGUCACUGAAGAAGAAAAUGUUACAAUAAUGAAAAAGUUCUACAUUUCUCUUGGUGAGGCCACCUAUACUCAAACGAAAGAUUGGUUUACACUGGCAAAACAGAGUCUGCAAACAGUAUCAACGUUUUCAUUACCAUCUUGUGUACUCCACAGCAAAACUGAACCACCGGUUAUUUCAUCUGUUUCUGAAAGUUUUAUCUUUGAUGAUGGAAUUCACCCGAGGACAAAACGGGACUCAUGUGAAUCCACUAGAUUAAUUUCUCAUUUCAAAGAAGAAGAUGGGUCUGUAUGUCUACAAGACACUCCUUCUCAAGAGCUUCUGAGAAUAUACCUUGAAAAGCAACAGGAUGCUGAUGAUGGCCUUAUAUUGCAUUUCUCAACAUGUGAAGAAUUUUUAAGAUCUUACGUAGCCUUUAUUUUGAGAGUAGCAAUUCAUCACAUUUUUGAAGAGCCACUUAGAGAAAGCCCAGAUUUUAUAAAUUUCAACAAGGUAACAGAAGUGGUGAUUGAGGAGGGUUUUGAGCCUGUUCCUGGCAGGAAUGUUGUGUCAAGUGAAACAUUUCAAACCUAUGUCAAGUCAAAAGAGAUGCUAGAACAAGCAAGUUUAAAAAGUGAGAGCAUUGGACAAGAGAGCAGGGCUGAUUGGUGUAUUUCUCACAAAGCUUAUGAUAUUGGCAAUAGAAAAGAGUUUGAAAGAUUUAAGAAAUUUUUAAAAGGUACACUAGGAGAGAGAUAUUGGUUGUUAUGGAUGGAUAUUGAGAGGUUAAAAGUUCUUAAGAACGCUGGAAGACAUCAAAGACAUCUUGAAAAGAUGAAAAAAUGCUAUUUAGUGAGCAGUGGAGAUUGCUACCUUUCUGCAGAAAUAUUAUCAAAACUUAAACUGCUAGAUGCAUCUCAGUGGAAUGAAGAACAUUUAAGAAAUAUUCAGAUUGAGGUUGUAAAACCCUUACUUCUCUAUUGGGCGCCAAGAUUCUGUGUUAGUCAUUCAUCCCCAGCAAAACAUGCUAGUGCUGAACUGAAAUUCUGGCAUCUCCGUCAAGAGAAACCAAGGAAGGAUGUUGACCCUUUUCCACAGAUGGCAACCCUCUUGCCAUUAAGACCUAAAUCGUGCAUUCCACAGGUAUGUGAUAUGCAGAAAGAAGAAUCCAAUUUAUUACAACAUCUUAAAUCUCCCAAGAAACCACCUAGAGCAAAAACGGCAGUUCAAAAACCUUGGAAGAGCAAGUCUUUGUAUCUGAUUUCUUCGAAGGACGAUGUGAUUGAGAAAGGGUUGAGGCACAGAUCAGAAAGCACCAGAGUUAUUCGCUUAACAUCUUUUACUGAUAUUUCUGAAUGUCUGAAGCCCCAGCUGGAUAGAAGAUACACUUAUACAGAAGAAUCUUUGGUUAAAACCAUGGCAGAUGGUGCCUUGGGAGGAUUUGACAUGGAAAAUUUGUUGCAAUCUUUGUAUGUAGAAAAUAGAGCUGGAUUCUUCUUUACCAAAUUCUGUGAGCACUCAGGAAAUAAGUUGUGGAGGAAUAGUGUGUACUUUUGGUUUGACCUACAGGCUUAUCAUCAGCUCUUCUACCAAGAAACACUUCACCCUUUUAAAGUAUGCAAACAAGCCCAAUAUCUUUUUGCCACAUACAUUGCUCCUUCGGCCACUCUUGACAUUGGACUCCAACAGGAAAAGAAAAAAGAAAUUUAUAUGAGAAUACAGCCACCAUUUGAAGACCUUUUUGACACAGCAGAAGAAUAUAUCCUUCUCCUCCUUCUUGAGCCCUGGACACAGAUGGUAAAAUUAGACCAAGUUGCUCUUAGAAAGGUGGAGCUGGUGGAAGAAACUAGACAGCUAGACUCCACAUACUUCAGAAAGCUACAGGCUUUGCAUAAAGAGACAUUUUCCAAGAAAGCUGAGGACACUACUUGUGAAGUUGGAACUGGUAUUUCACCGCUUCCUGAUGUGUGUAAAAAAACAGAAUACUGGAAUAAUGUUCCUGAAGAAUAUAGGCACUUCAGUUUUAAUGAUCUGCUUAACAACAAACUGGAGUUUGAACAUUUCCGUCAGUUUCUUGAGGCUCAUUCUUCAAGUGUGGACCUUAUGUGCUGGACAGACAUUGAGCAGUUCCGAAGAAUAAUUUACAGAGACCGAAAGCAAAGGGAAGCAAAAUCUAUAUAUAUUAAAGACAAAUACCUUAAUAAAAAAUAUUUCUUUGGCCCCCAAAGUCCAGCUUCUCUGUAUCAGCAAGACCAGAUAAUGAAUUUAAGUGGUGGCUGGGGAAAGAUGCUCCAUGAGCAGCUCGAUGCACCUGUUCUAAUUGAAAUUCAGAAGCAUGUCCUAAAUAAGCUAGAAAAUGUGUGGUUGCCAUUAUUUCUUGCAAGUGAACAGUUUGCAGCACGUCAGAAGAUAAAGGUACAGAUGAGGGAUGUAGCUGAGGAGCUCUUACUACAGAAGCAUGAAAGGAAAAUCGGGGUCUGGAAGCCUGUGGAGAGUAAAUGGAUAUCUUCAUCUUGUGAAAUCCUGGCUUUUCGUAAAGCAUUAUUGAAUCCAGUUACCGCAAGACAGUUUCAACGGUUUGUGGCUCUAAAAGGAGAUUUAUUGGAAAACGGGGUACUCUUUUGGCAAGAAGUACAAAAAUAUAAGGACUUGUGCCAUUCUCAUUGUGAUGAGUCCAUCAUUCACAAGAAGAUCAUGACUAUUAUCAACUGCUUUAUUAAUUCUAGUAUUCCACCAGCUUUACAAAUUGACAUUCCAAUAGAGCAAGCCCAGAAGAUUAUUGAACACAGGAAGGAGUUAGGACCCUAUGUAUUUAGAGAGGCACAGAUGACAAUUUUUGGGGUUCUAUUUAAAUUUUGGCCUCAGUUUUGCGAGUUUAGGAAGAACUUAACUGAUGAAAAAAUUAUGAGUGUUUUAGAGAGAAGACAAGAAUAUAAUAAGAAAAAAAAAUUGGCAGUCACAGAAGACGAGAAAUUUGCAAAGGAUGGAAGCAAACAAUAUGCAAGUUCUUCAGGAUCUGCUAUCAAAACAGCUGCUUUACCCAGUGACCCAGUUUUCAGCCUGCAAGCAUAUGGUCGACAGCCAACCUGGUGCUACUCCAAGUACAUAGAAGCCUUAGAACAAGAGAGGAUUCUUCUUAAAAUUCAAGAAGAACUGGAAAAAAAGUUAUUUACAGCUACACCAUCUUUUACAAAUUUUAAGUCUGCUGCUUCAGCUGUGUCUUUGAAAAAGACUGUAUCUUCCUAUAACAUCCAGAAGUGACAGUACUCAUGUGGGUGUAUAAUCUGCUGCUGCUAGAUGCAAGCUCUAGGGGCAGCAGCUUGCCCUGUUACCACAGUUCUUUGAAGGAUCCAAGAAGAGUUGUGGAUUUUCAGGUUAGUUAAUUGUGAGGACAGUAGUGGUGACUUCUAAGCUCCAUAACAUGUCGGAUGGGACCCUGAAGUUUGGCACCAGUAUUUUAAAGUAUUCUGUAAUCAGUUUUAUUAAGAUAAAAUUAAGAAAAGUUAAAUUAUUAGUUUAAAUUUUUAUUGUUAUGUAUAUACUAAAUGAUGACAGUUUUUAUAUAAUAAAUAUUUACAUGUUCAUUUGGCCUAAUCUCAAAGCAUCCCCCAGCAGGGGCUAGUCUCAAUUUUUUAGCACUAAAGGCAAUUUUCUUACAUUAUCGUGCUCUGACUGUGGUUCUACUUUUGGCUACCACUCCUGACUUUGGUUCUACUGAUUCUUCUUAACAUCUCUUCAUCCAUCUAUCCCCUCCUUCCCUUGCCCCCGUUGGAUGACUGCCUUGUUCCAGAUUCUUAUCACCUUGAAUCUGAGUCCUAAUUAGUAUCUCUUUCUCCUUCCUGGCUACCCUCCAACUGUGCUCAGAGUGAUUUUUAUAAAAUCAUAACCUUCUUAUGAUGUUACUUUGCCUAAAGCCUUCAUUAAGAUGACUGGUAAGCCUGUAAUUGAUAGAAGUUCUUUUUGUUUUUGUUUUUGAGUUUAUUUAUUUUUGAGGGAGGGAGGGAGGGAGGGAGAGAGAGAGAGAGAGAGAGAGAGAAAACCCUUGCAAGCAGGGGAGGGGCAGAGAGAGAGGGAGAGAGAGAGAAUCCCAGGCAGCCUCCGUGCCAUCAGCACAGAGCCACACUGUGGGCUCAAUCUCACGAACUGCGAGAUCAUGACCUGAACCAAAAUGGAGAGUCUGACGCUUAACUGACUGAGCUACCCAGGUGCCCCAAGAAGUUCUUUACUUAACAUGACAUUCAUAGAAGUCCCUCCUGUCUUCUGAUAUAAAUAUUUAGAUCAGGCAUUUGUUCCUCUGGGGAGUUGUCUUUGAUAUUCUUCUCUUACCCAAGAUGCCCAACCCCCACCCCCACAAUCACAUAAGUUCUCACUCCCUCUUCUGUUUUACCACACUGUAGCUUAUUUAUUACUCUAUAAUAACCCUUGUCAUGUGGAUUGUAAUUUUUUGUUUACAUGCCUCUUUCCCCAGUAAAACUGUUAUAUGAACUUUUAUUAUAGCACCUUACAUAGAACAUCUAGAAAAUAGAUGUUCACUAAAUAUUAGUUGAAAAAAAUGAAGGAAAUAUCUCCACUGUAAAAAUCACAAGAAGGUAAAAAUCACUGCUUGUGUAAGAAAGGUCAGUAUAAUGCUAUUCACAAGAAUUUGCCAUUAAUAUGUUUUUAAUGUUUAUUUAUUUUUGAGAGAGAGAGAGAGCGCACCUGUGCUAGUGGGGCAAGGGCAGAGAGAGAGAGAGAGAGAGAGAGAGAGAGAGAGAGAGAACCCCAAGCAGGCUCCGCACCAUCAGCGCAGAGCCCCAGUGAUGUAGGGCUCAAUCUCACGAACCAUGAGAUCAUGACCUGAGCUAAAAUCAAGAGUCAGAUGCCCAACCAACUGAGCCACCCAGGUAUCCUGCCAUUAAUAUUUUUAUAAUUAUAAACAUGUAGUGAUGUCACAGUUUCAUGUAAAGUGUAUAAUCUUUGUUCUAUCUAUAUCAUUUCUCAUAUUUAUGAAAAUACACCUGUAUGUCAUCAUGUCUUUCAGAGAAGAAAUUAGUACUUAUUAAAUCACAUUAAAUCACUUAAAUCACUUUAGGCCUGGGUUUCUCAGCCUUGGCACUAUUGACAUUUUAGGUCAACUAUUUCUUUGUUAUGGAGGUUUGUUCUGUGCAAUGUCAGAUGUUUCACAAUAUCCCUGUUCUCUACCCACUGUAGACCACUAGCACCUCCCCAGUUGUGACAACCCAAAAUGUUUCCAGAUAUUACCAAGUCAUACCUGGUUGAGAACCACUGCUUUAGACUUUGGAACAUUUUUAUGUUUAAUUUUUUGAGAUAUCUACUUACAAUGAAACCUUUAAAUUCUAGUUUCCCACCAUACCCUCUUUUAAAUAAGUAUUAUAGACCUAACCCAUAACACUACCAAUAAUACCUUCUAACUGAUGACUUAUUUGUUUUAGUAAGUAUAUUACAUCCACUUGAAUAAUUUCUCUUCUUUUACAUUAUGUUUGGAAGUGUAACCCCUAAAGGAAAUGCUCAGCCAAUAUUUGUUGAAUUAAUAAAACUUAAAAUAAAUUCCUUACUUACAUUUAAUGUAACAUAUAUUUUAGGUAAUCUUGUAAGUGACUUUAAAUCUGACUUGGGUUUGUAUGAAUAAAUAAAUUAAUUUUAAUUGUGCUAUUUGUUUACAUCUGAUGUGCUU